This is a messenger RNA of Bipolaris oryzae ATCC 44560, 528 nucleotides long. RefSeq lists its product as uncharacterized. Gene Ontology annotation, biological process: translation; negative regulation of translation. Gene Ontology annotation, molecular function: mRNA binding; structural constituent of ribosome. The transcript has 2 exons. The record is from RefSeq and is a predicted model, not a curated record. NCBI's taxonomy places the organism in Eukaryota, Fungi, Ascomycota, Dothideomycetes, Pleosporales, Pleosporaceae. Gene Ontology annotation, cellular component: ribosome; mitochondrial large ribosomal subunit. The coding region runs from base 1 to 528 and encodes 175 amino acids.
AUGUCGCAAGUCAUAGGCAAGACGCGCCUCGCUUAUGCCCGCUCCUGGCACCACCUCGACAUCGGCAGCGACCCACGCGCCCUCGGCCGCGUCGCCUCCUCCAUAGCCCUCACCCUCAUGGGCAAGCACAAACCCAUCUUCGACCCCUCCACCGACUGCGGCGACUACGUCGUCGCCACAAACUGCGCCCAGCUGCACACAACCGGCAAAAAGCGCUUCCAGAAACUCUACCGCACACACAACACCCGGCCCGGCUCACUAAAAGAACUUUCCAUGGAUAAGCUCAUGGCGAAAUGGGGCGGUGGAGAGGUGCUGAGGAAGGCUGUGAGCGGCAUGUUGCCGAAGAAUCGGCUGCGGAAGGAGAGACUGGCGCGGUUGAAGACUUUUGAGGGGAGGGCGCAUCCGUACGGGGAGAAUUUGAUCAAGGUGGGGAAUGGAGGCGGGCAGAGUAUAGUGGAGCAUCAGCAUGUUAAAAGGGCGUUUGCAAGGGCGAGGGAGACACAGGGUGACGCGGCCCUGGCUUCAUGA